AUGCAUCCCCUUCCUCUCUGGCAGGAUUUGAGAAACAUCUCCACGGCCCGGCCCCGACUCAAAGAUGUAUCCUCCCAUGAGCCGUACUCAACUCGAACCUGCAAGUCGAACAGUGCCUUACCUUGGGAAGUCCGAGUCUCAACCUCGCGGGGAGUGCCGUAUUUUUACAACUCUCAAACCAAUCAGUCGACAUGGGAGGCACCGCUCGAGCUAACACAGGAGGAGAUCCAUUCUCUACCUGGCGCAAAGGAGUAUCUGCUUGGUGGCGGGGCGGGAGAUAGGCCCGCACAAGUUCGCGCGAGCCACCUGCUUGUGAAACAUCGCGGAAGCCGGAGGCCCAGCAGCUGGAAGGAGCAAAACAUCACGCGUUCAAAGGAGGAGGCUAUCGAUAUUUUGAAGCAGUAUGCAUCGGAGAUCAACGGCUCACCGCAGAAGUUCGCGGAGCUUGCCCGAGAGCACUCUGACUGUUCCUCGCAUUCGAACGGCGGUGACCUCGGAUUAUUUAAACCUGGUCAGAUGCAGAAACCGUUCGAGGAUGCCACCUAUUCCCUGAAAAUUGGCGAGAUCAGUGAUGUCGUCAGUACCGAUAGCGGGGUACACCUCAUCCUGAGAACAGGGUAG
Sparassis crispa is the source of this 621-nucleotide messenger RNA. Its product is annotated as Peptidyl-prolyl cis-trans isomerase pin1. Gene Ontology annotation, cellular component: nucleus; cytosol. NCBI's taxonomy places the organism in Eukaryota, Fungi, Basidiomycota, Agaricomycetes, Polyporales, Sparassidaceae. Gene Ontology annotation, molecular function: protein binding; peptidyl-prolyl cis-trans isomerase activity. The transcript is spliced from 5 exons. The coding region runs from base 1 to 621 and encodes 206 amino acids. The record is from RefSeq and is a predicted model, not a curated record.